UAGAAACAGCUGAUAAACAGAUGUUUUUAUUUUGUUAUUGUUUUUACUUUUCACACACAUUUUCAUAAUAGACUAAUAAUUAUUUUACAAGCAAAAAUAAAUAAUUUAAGAAAAAUGUUUAGGAAUAUCAUUGUAAAGAUACAAAAUAACACCACAAAUAUAAAGUUUUAUCAUCAGACACGCCGCCUAACACAAACUUCGGCAACAGGAAAAGUUACAGCAGCAGUGGAACAACAGCCACAGCCAGACGAUAACUAUGAACUACAAAAAGAGCAUAUAGAGGCAGCUAUUAAGGCCACACCUAUACUGGCAAAUGUAUCACCGCAAAUGUGGCAAAAGGCUCAUGAAACAUUUCUCAAUCAUGGCAUAAACACAAAUAGUUUUUUGCAAAUCGUCACCGGUAAUCCCAAAGUAUUAAUGCGUUCACCCCGUAAAAUCAUAGACACUCUGGAACAUUGGCGUUCGUGUCAGUUUGGGGAAUAUUUUCUAUUUUUACUCAUCACUAAAUAUCCCUUCCUUAUGGAUGUCGAUGAUAAGAGGCGCCUCUUAAAACAAAUAUCUUUUCUGCAAUCUUACGUUAGUACCAGUAAAAAUGUUUGGAAAUUACUUAUGAAUUGUCCCACUCUUAUAGAGCAAACAGAAACUGCCAUAGAGGAGAAAAUUCUCUAUAUGAAAGAAACAAUGCGCAUUGAAAUACCGGAAAUUGUAAAAUCUGAAGCUUUGGGUAAAUCUUUGGAUGAUAUUAAAUGUCGUCAUAUAUUUCUGGAAAGACUGGGUCUAUUUAAACCCAGACCUUUAAAGGCGGAUCCGAAUGAACCCUCUAAAAAUCCGCGUUUAUAUAAAAUUACCGAUACUUCGGAGAAAACAUUUGCCACUAAAGUGUGUCAUGUAAGUUUGGCUGAAUAUGAGGCUUUUAAGGAGUUGUAUGUCAGAGAAUUGGAAAGAAUACGUAAAGAAGAAGAGGAUGAGGACGAAGAUGAUUUGUUAAGUGAUGAAGAGAAGUAAGAGAAGAGAGUUAUAAUCAAUUAUCAGUUAAAAAUUGUUUUAGAUUUAAAAUAAGAUUGUUG
Lucilia sericata (common green bottle fly) is the source of this 1067-nucleotide messenger RNA. Its product is annotated as transcription termination factor 4, mitochondrial. The record is from RefSeq and is a predicted model, not a curated record. Gene Ontology annotation, biological process: regulation of DNA-templated transcription. The transcript is spliced from 2 exons. The coding region runs from base 115 to 1005 and encodes 296 amino acids. NCBI's taxonomy places the organism in Eukaryota, Metazoa, Arthropoda, Insecta, Diptera, Calliphoridae. Gene Ontology annotation, molecular function: double-stranded DNA binding.